GUUAGCGCACCCCUUCCAUUAAAAUGCUGUGUGGUGCAGGUGGGCUCACGAUUUUGAAGACUGGCAUUGGCUGAUUUCCCAUCCUUCCCCUUCCAACGCAGGAGAAGCUUGGAAGCCACAGCAACUCCUCGGCCGUCUCCUUGUUUUCCUGCAGCCGCGUACGCUACAUCAUCGCCGUCAAUGCGGACGCAUCGCUCGUUUUUCUGUCCUGGUCCCUGAAUCUUUCCAGGCAGCCUGCGUCGGCCUUUCGCUUCCCUCAGCGGGUGUUGCGCGACUCUCCCUUCUGGGACGCCUCCCCUCCCCUCCCUUCGUGCGACUGCCGGGAACGCGGUAUCGCCAAUACCUCGUUUGCUCCUCCGCGGCCUCCCCGUGCUCUUCUCCGCACCGCCAUCCACUGCCCAACAUGUCCUCAAUAGGAUCCGUGUUUCGCUCUUUCUGGCAUACCAUGACCAGCUAUGAUCGACAUUCCAGCUACGACUCCCCAUACAGAACAGGACGCCACGUCCCAUUGAACGCGAGGGAUGGUCUGACUUCGAUCGCGACCGCGAGCGAAUCGCGCGCCGAUAUCACAUCGCCUUACCGCGACGAAUCGGGUCGCCAUUCCACAUCUCCAUUCGAUGCCGCCCACGGAGGCCCAGUGACCUCGGCCGCGCCCGGCGCGCCUUACUCUCCUGGCAUGAGAUCUCAGAAUGCGCAGCAGCAGGGCGCAAACGAUGGCUUUGAAGUUCAGAGCCCGACCGGCGAGAUUCCGAUGCAAUCUUUCCGGGAUGGCAUGCCGCCGCCGCCGCCGGUCGCUAGUUCGUGGAGCAGGAUUGACAAGUGGGCCGAGGAGAACUAUCCAGAACUGUAUGACCAGCUCUGUGAAGGAUGCACGAUUAACGACCUCAACGAUCUCGAACACCAGCUCGACUGCUCCCUUCCCCAAGAUGUCCGGGAUUCGCUGCAGAUCCACGACGGCCAGGAGCGCGGCGGAAAUCCUACGGGCAUCAUCUUUGGCGCCAUGCUUCUCGACUGCGAGGAGAUCGUGCAGGAGUGGGAUAACUGGCGCAGGGUCAACCAGGAAUUUCUGCUGGAGCCGACGUUCCCCCGGCCUGUGGUUGCCUCCAAGGCCCACGGCGGAAACGUCGAGGCAUCUUCAUCGGCAGCAGCAACCUCGUCCAGCUCGGCCCCGACGUCGCCUCGCAACACGAACUGGAGACAGGAGCUGCUGGCGCGACAAGACUGCGUCCCGCCGAAUUCCAUUAAAAAGGCUUACGCGCACCCCGCCUGGAUCCCCCUUGCGCGCGAUUGGGGUGGCAACAACCUAGCCAUCGACCUUGCGCCGGGCCCCAGGGGCCAGUGGGGCCAGGUGAUCCUCUUUGGUCGGGAUUACGACACCAAGUACGUGGUGGCGCGGUCGUGGGCGGCCUUUCUGGCCAUCGUUGCGGACGACUUGGGCAGCGGGAGGUGGUUUGUCGACGAGGACUCAGGGGAGCUCAAGCUGCGCGAGUUCAAGCAGACGCGUGUCGAGCCGGCGUACUUCGACAUCCUGAGGUGGCGGAUGGACCAGAAGUACGGGCGCACGGCCAGCAAGCGCAAGUCGAUGGCGCCAGGGCCGGGUUCGCGUAGCGCGCCGAACUCGCCCUAUGCCAAUCCGUCGGACCCCAACGGCGAGCCCCGCGGCCGGUCGAUGCAGCGGCUCAACGCCAUCUCGCCCAUUCCGAGCCCGAUCCGGCCCGGCUACGGGAAGCCAAGCCCGCUCGCACGGGUGGCGGAGGAAGCGACCACCGCCGGUCCGGCCGCCGGAAAGGCUGGCGACAAGCUGGUCGAGCUCGACACGCCGCGGCAAAGCAACGAAGAGAACAAGGAGGCCGCUCCCAGGUUAGCGGCCUUGGGCAAAGGCGACGCCGCUGCCGACGGUGCCAAGGCUGAGGCGCAAGCGAGUGGCUCGGCGGCCGCGAGCGAGAAGCAGCAGCCCACGACCGACGCCAAACUCGAGGAGGCAAUGAAGACGAUUGAGAUUUGAGCGGCAGCAAAGAGGGUGGGGGAAUCCCAGCCGCUACGACCAGUGAUGAGCCGCGGCCCACAUGCUUGUGCGCCUGCACACACGGGAUUUUUCAUACAUAGAUACAUCGACACGGAAAGCAGGGAAUAAGUCGGGGCGUUUUGGGGUGAGGCGUCUUGACUUUAGACAUCGAUAAAGCGAUCCGGCUGGGGGCCUUGUUGUUCUUUUUUGUUUGUUCGUGGCGUCAUCUCGAGCCCCACGCUGCUUUGUGUUCGUAGAGGUUCACCUUUCUUUCGGGCGCC
Molecule: messenger RNA, 2286 nt
Organism: Thermothielavioides terrestris NRRL 8126
Lineage: Eukaryota; Fungi; Ascomycota; Sordariomycetes; Sordariales; Chaetomiaceae
Exons: 3
Coding region: 446-2005 (519 amino acids)
Biological process (GO): regulation of fungal-type cell wall biogenesis; cell wall biogenesis
Cellular component (GO): mating projection tip
Source: RefSeq, a predicted model, not a curated record